This is a messenger RNA of Olea europaea var. sylvestris, 3861 nucleotides long. RefSeq names its product pentatricopeptide repeat-containing protein MRL1, chloroplastic. Gene Ontology annotation, molecular function: protein binding. The coding region runs from base 144 to 3419 and encodes 1091 amino acids. The transcript has 19 exons. NCBI's taxonomy places the organism in Eukaryota, Viridiplantae, Streptophyta, Magnoliopsida, Lamiales, Oleaceae. The record is from RefSeq and is a predicted model, not a curated record.
GCCAACGAACUCGUUUCUUUCGUCAGCUCAUAACCUCCCCUCCUUCACUCUAUCCUCAAUCAACAGAAAACACACACACACACACACACACACACACUCACUCACACUCAGCACUCCACACUUUCACUCUCUAAUUUCCAACAAUGGAAUUGAGCUUAAAACCUCAAUCCAUCUCUUUAAUCACAUGCAAUCCAAUGUUGUUGCCUCUCUCUCCUCGCAGCGUUCGAUCGCAGAAUAGUGAAUUUCUCAGCUUGGGCCACAAUCUCCGGCCGCCGGGGAGCCUUCGUUCCCGAAGAAAAUGUAGGAGUCAACGUUUUAAAUUUCAUACUCAUGCUCAUAAAUUUCGGUUCAGGGCGUCGCUCGAGGCGCAGCCGAUUCUCGUGGCCUCGGCUGUCGUCGUAUCCGUCUCUGCCAUCACUUUAGUCUACCUCAAUUAUAGUAUAAAACAGAUAAAUAUCAAGCAGGUGUCAAGGCAUCUGACUGUUGCAUUAUCCCAACAAAUAAGCAAUAGGAUGAAAUGGGGUGUUGGGCUUUGGGGAUCAAACCGUGAUGAUGUAGACAAGGAGGCACCUGCUGAUGAGAGGAAAGAUUCAAUGAAAGAUCUAAGAGAAAUCAGCCAAGAUUACACGAAAACAGUGUCUGAGAUGCCAUCUGGUGAAACUUAUAAAUAUUCAGGAGGAACACUCAUCAUGGAUACAUUUGAUUCUCACUCUAACAUGGUUGCUUCAAGUGGCGGUGAAUUUUCGUCCUUCAAGAAAUUGGAAGAUACAGAUAUCUCUUCUGCACAUUCUGCGUUGUCUGAUGGGCAUUUGGAUGCACGUGGACGGCAAAAUGUAGUUGCUGCUGAAUUGUCGAUGCCAAAUGUAGUUGCUGCUGAAUUGUCAAUGCCAGUGGUUGAAACAGAGCCCACCAUUGCUGCUUCUAAAGCAAAUAAUCUACAGGUAGAAGUGAAUAAACUUGAAAGAACAAAUUUUGAACUAUCAAAACAGUGUGACACUAGAAGCAAUGAUCUUAUUCUUGGGGAGUCUGUACGCGAAGGGCUUCAUACAUUUUAUGAGGCAUCCCUUGGAAACUCAGAUGGCCUGGAAACAUUGUCUUCUGCUGGUGCCCUACAGAAGAAAAACUUUGCGUUGCAAACAAAGAGUUUCUCUGUAAAAGAUAAAUUUGUUAGGAAAGGACCUCUUAGAUGUUUUAAGGAAGGUUCUUUCAGUGAGCAGAAAGACUCCACAGGAAGGAAAGAGGGAAAGACUGACAAGGAGACGAGAACUUCUCACCAAGAUAGCACCAAACAUUUGUCUCUAUCCUUUGAUCUCAAGGGGAACCAUGCUAACCAUAGGCACAAUUCUUUUUGGCAGUUGCGUGUUUACCAACAACUUUUGAAGGAAAACAGGUUAAGUGAUUGUAUUGAAAUGCUUGAAGAUAUGGAAAGAAAGGGUUUAUUGGAUAUGGAUAAAGUGUAUCACUCGAGAUUUUUCCAUGCCUGCAAAAGUCAAAAGGCUGUCAAUGAAGCUUUUCGUUUUACCAUGCUUAUCCCUAAUCCAACAUUGAGUACAUUCAACAUGCUUAUGUCCGUUUGUGCAAGUUCUCAAGAUUCAGAGGGAGCUUUUCAAGUUCUACAGCAUGUCCAGGAAGCUAGAUUGAAGGCUGACUGCAAACUUUACACAACUCUGAUAUCAACAUGUGCUAAAAGCGGAAAAGUUGAUACAAUGUUUAAGGUUUUUCAUGAAAUGGUCAAUGCUGGAGUGGAACCAAAUGUUAAUACAUAUGGCGCCCUGAUUGAUGGCUGUGCUAAAGCUGGGCAAGUUGCUAAGGCAUUUGGUGCUUAUGGAAUACUGAGAUCAAAGAAUGUGAAGCCAGACCGAGUUGUAUUCAAUGCGCUUAUCACUGCAUGUGGUCAGUCAGGAGCAGUGGACCGUGCAUUUGAUGUCUUGGCUGAAAUGGGGGCAGAGGCACAACCGAUAGAUCCCGAUCAUAUCACUAUUGGUGCUUUGAUGAAGGCGUGUGCAAGUGCUGGUCAGGUUGAUCGGGCACGGGAGGUCUACAAUAUGAUUCACAAAUAUAACAUCAAGGGUACUGCAGAGCUUUACACCAUUGCAGUGAACAGUUGUAGUCAAAAUGGCGAUUGGGAGUUUGCAUGCUGUGUCUACAAUGACAUGAUACAAAAAGGCGUUGCCCCUGAUGAGAUGUUUAUCAGUGCGUUGAUAGAUGUUGCUGGACAUGCUGGAAGGGCGGAUGCUGCAGUUGAAGUUCUUCAAGCUGCUAGGACUGAAGGAAUGCACGUAGGAAUCAUAACAUACAGCUCCUUGAUGGGAGCCUUUAGCAAGGCAAAAGACUGGCAAAAGGCACUGGAGUUUUAUCAGGAAAUUAAAAGCUUGAACUUGAAACCAACAGUUCCAAUGAUGAAUGCCUUAAUAACUGCCUUAUGUGAUGCAGAUAAAUUAGAGAAGGCCACUGAAGUUUUAUUGGAAAUGAAGAGCAUAGGUUUAUGCCCAAACACUGUCACAUACUCCGUCCUUCUAGUGGCAAGUGAAAAAAAGGAUGACAUAGAAGUUGGCCUCACACUCCUUUCCGAAGCAAAAAAGGAUGGCGUUGCACCUAACCUCGUUAUGUGCAGGUGUCUUAUUGCUAUGUGCUUACGAAGAUACCAAAAAGCUUGUACAUCUGGUGAGCCUGUACUACCAUUCUCCCCGCGGAGGCUACAUCUUGAUAAUACAUGGACAUCGUUGGCCUUGAUGGUCUAUAGGGAAACAAUUCUAUCUGGUGUGACACCUGCGAUGGAUGAACUAUCACAAGUUUUGGGAUGCCUACGACUUCCUCACGAUGAGUUCUUGAGAAAUAGACUCGUCGAGAAUUUUGAAUUUAGUACCGAUAAAUCGAAGGGCUCCAACCUCUAUUCACUGAUUGAUGGAUUUGGGGAGUAUGAUCCCCGUGCUAUUUCAUUACUUGAGGAGGCUGCUUCACUUGGAGUUAUACCUCUUGUAUCUUUUAAAGAUAGCCCAAUUGUUGUGGAUGUGAGGAAUUUCCAGAUACAUACAGCUGAGGUAUACCUUUUGACAGUUUUAAAGGGUCUCAAGCAUCGUCUGGCUGCUGGUGCGAAGUUGCCUAAUGUAAAUAUUUUACUUCCUGUAGAGAAGACACAGAUUCAAACUUCCACAGGGGAAAAAACCAUUAGUAUUGCUUCCAGGAUUAGCCAGGCAGUUGCAGCACUGUUGAGGAGGCUUGGACUAACAUACCAGGGAAAUGAAUCAUUUGGGAAAAUCCGAAUUAAUGGCGUUUCCAUAAAGAAGUGGUUCCAGCCGAAGCUGAAUUCUCCUUUCAGAGGGAAAGCAACAGAUUUUAACUCGUUCCAGGCACGACUGGGAAGAGGAAUAAUCCAUCAACAGCGUAAUAUCAGGACCGGCAAUUUGUCAUUGGAGUAGGAAGUUCACAUGUAUUCACAAUGUAAAUCUUUGUCAAAUCUUAUGACUCGCAGUUGGUGCGUGAGAUCCAUUAUGUCCAUCAACGACCUCAAUCGAAAAUUGACAGCAAAAAGCUCAACGGGUAAGGAAAUACUGAUGGAAUUCAAUGUGGAUGCAGUUAAUGGAGUUUUGAGACGAAUGAUAAAAGACUGACUCCAACGGGGACUUGCAUUUUAUGGUUCAAAGUUCGAACUCUUGGCUGUCAUUUUUGGCUUCUUCAGCGUCGGAUAUGGCCUUAAAAAUUGGGGAAAAAAAAAAAGAAAAAAAAAAAGGACUUUCCAUAAACUUGUGAGAGAAAAGAAGUGUUUAAUAUAUAGGAGGAAAGCUGGGGCAAGUUCCCCAGGCUUGUAAUAUACUUACCCAGAAGGAUUUAUAAUUUCUUUUUCAUUUACUUCUUAUUUUA